GGGAAAGCAGAGAAGGCGCGAGCGGGCGAGGCAGCGGGCGCGCGGCGAGACGCGUCGUCGUCGGCUGAGGUGUCGUCCUGAGGUCAUUGGAUUAUCACUUGAUAGUGAAAAAUGGGGGAGAUAGAAGGCACGUACAGAGUACUGCAGACUCCGGGUUCUCGUUUAGGAGUGCAGAAAAAUUCUGGAGUUAGUACUCUGGAACCAGGACUGAACCUCUCCUCUGCCAUUGCAUCAACGCCCACUAAAACACAUGAGAGGUCUUUACAGAUCAAGAUAAAGCUUUUGGACAACACUGUGGAGGUGCUUGAUAUUGAGUCAAAAUGUUAUGGCCAGAAACUGCUGACAGAAGUAUUUAACUGUUUGAAUUUGGUUGAAUCUGACUACUUCGGAAUUGAGUUCCAGAACAUGCAGUCAUAUUGGAUUUGGCUUGAGCCUAUGAAACCUACAAUUAAACAAAUACGAAGACCAAAGAAUACAAUGCUUCGUCUAGCUGUAAAGUUCUUUCCUCCUGAUCCUGGCCAAUUGCAAGAGGAGUAUACCAGGUAUCUGUUUGCAUUGCAGAUCAAGAGAGACCUAGCAGAGGAACGACUUACCUGCAAUGACAACACAGCCGCACUCCUCAUAUCUCACCUUCUGCAGUCGGAAAUAGGAGAUUUUGAUGAAUCAGGGGACCAAGAGCACCUUAAAAACAACCGAUAUUUCCCACAUCAGGAAAGGCUGCAAGGAAAAAUACUUGAAUUUCACAGGAAGCACAUGGGCCAAACACCUGCUGAAUCAGAUUUCCAGGUACUUGAAAUAGCUCGGAAAUUGGAGAUGUAUGGCAUGAGAUUUCAUCUGGCAUCUGACCGUGAGGGGACAAAAAUUAACUUAGCUGUUUCACACAUGGGUGUACUGGUAUUCCAGGGUAAUACAAAAAUCAAUACUUUCAACUGGUCCAAAGUCCGAAAAAUAAGCUUCAAGAGAAAACGGUUCCUUAUCAAACUUCACCCAGAGGUUCAUGGUCCAUACCAGGAUACUCUGGAGUUUCUUUUGGGCAGUAGAGAUGAGUGCAAGAAUUUCUGGAAAAUAUGUGUUGAAUAUCACACUUUCUUCAGGCUAUUUGACCAGCCAAAACCAAAGUCAAAAGCAGUCUUCUUCAGCAGAGGUUCAUCUUUCAGAUACAGUGGGCGUACACAGAAACAAUUGGUGGAUUAUGUUAAAGAGAGUGGGUUGAAAAAAAUUCCAUAUGAAAGGAGGCAUAGCAAAACUAGAAUGUCUGCUCACAAUUUGAAUGUUGAUCCACCCAAACAGAGUGUCUCAUUUACAGAAGGGUUACAACCCCCUGGGCCUAAUGCAUGUACAUAUGCCUCCUUCCAUUCGGAUAAUGUAUUAUCUACAAAUGUUGCCAGCUUGCCCACUUUCACAGAGAGAGAUCCAUUCUUUUUGGAGCCCAGAAUAUCACAUACAAGGAGCUUGUCAGCAGAAGGAAAUAGUGGGAUAUCGGAAGAAACAGGCAAGAAAGUGGUACAGCAGCCUGGAUCACCAAUGCUCCAGUCAUUCCAAGGUCCUCAGCUGUCUUCCUUUAAAAUGAAGAGUCCAGUGACCUUGAACCCCCCAUUCCAUGCAAAUAUGAAUGCUCCUGGCCAAGGCUCAUCUCCCCUUUUGAGUCCUGUUCUGAGUGACGUUGGUGGCGCCAGGGUAGAAGAAGAGGAUGAAGUAAGACGUAAGAGAUACCCAGCAGAUAAAGCGUAUUUCAUUGCAAAAGAAAUUCUCGCUACUGAACGAACUUAUUUAAAAGACCUAGAAGUCCUGACUGUAUGGUUCCGCAGUGCAGUUGUCAAGGAGAAUGCCAUGCCUGAAGGUCUUAUGACCUUGUUCUUCUCUAACAUAGACCCUAUCUAUGAGUUCCACAGAGGAUUUCUGAAAGAGCUUGAGCAGCGGCUAGCACUCUGGGAGGGACGUUCCAAUCCUUCCACGAAAGGAGAUUAUCAACGGAUUGGUGAUGUCCUGCUGAGAAAUAUGCAUACUUUAAAGGAAUUUACCAGCUACCUGCAAAAACAUGAUGAAGUCUUGACAGAACUAGAGAAAGCAACUAAGCGCAUUAAGAAACUGGAAAUGGUUUAUAAGGAGUUUGAACUCCAGAAGGUUUGUUAUUUGCCACUCAACACCUUCCUGCUCAAACCCAUCCAGAGAUUAAUGCACUACAAACUGAUCCUGGGAAGACUUUGCAAACACUACGUACCAGAUCAUCGAGACUACACCGACUGCAGGAAUGCACUGAAGGAAAUCACAGAAAUGACAUCACAGCUUCAAAACAGCCUGAUACGUUUGGAAAAUUUCCAGAAGCUCACAGAGUUACAGCACGACCUGCUUGGCAUUGAUAACCUGGUAGCAGCUGGCAGAGAAUUUAUCCGGGAAGGCUGCUUAUACAAGCUGACCAAAAAGGGCUUGCAGCAAAGGAUGUUCUUUCUGUUUUCAGAUAUGUUGCUCUACACAAGCAAAGGAGUCACGGGUACCAACCAGUUCAAAAUUCACGGUCAUCUCCCUCUACAUGGAAUGCUGGUGGAAGAAAGUGAAAAUGAGUGGUCUGUCCCUCAUUGCUUCACAAUCUAUUCAGCUCAAAAAACCAUAGUAGUGGCAGCAAGCACUCGUCUGGAAAUGGGGAAGUGGAUGGAAGAUCUAAACAUGGCAAUUGAAAUGGCUAAGAAAAUCACUGAGAAAUCUGACAUGUUUCUAGAAAAUUCCCUAUGCAAUCGUUCAAAUAGAUCCUCAGAUGAGGUUUCUCUAGAACAGGAGUCCGAAGAGGACAUACAUUCUUCUCGUAGCUCCCUGGACAGGCAGAGCCACCACCGUGCCAACACUACCAUGCAUGUCUGCUGGUACCGCAACACCAGUGUCUCCAUGACUGAUCACAGUGUGGCCGUCGAGAACCAGUUAUCAGGGUACCUCCUGAGGAAAUUCAAGAACAGUAAUGGUUGGCAGAAGCUAUGGGUUGUUUUUACUAACUUCUGUCUGUUCUUCUACAAAACACACCAGGAUGAUUAUCCAUUGGCCAGUUUACCACUCCUUGGUUACGCAGUCAGCAUCCCCAUGGAGGCAGAUGACAUUCAGAAGGAUUAUGUCUUCAAACUGCAGUUUAAGUCUCAUGUAUAUUUUUUCAGGGCUGAGAGCAAGUACACUUUUGAGAGGUGGAUGGAAGUGAUAAAGAGAGCUACAAGUUCCCCUGGGAGAUCCAGCCUCCUCAUCCCAAAAGAUGAAAAGGACAAGAUGACAAACUGAAACAAGCAGAGCUGGGUCUCUGUUGUAAGUUAAUUGUUUGCAACGUGGGGAAAAGGGAACAGGAGGAUGAGUUUGAUAAUAGUAAAAAGAAAAACCAUCUGCUGGGGCUGAGUUACCUGCUUCAUGGAAGAUGUUGGAUUUUGCUGCAGUAUGAAAAGAGGUCUCUCAUCCAAACGGACUGCAAAGCCUCUGAAGAACUUAGUUCAUGGAAAAAUAGUGGCUGCUGGAUUUAUAUAUGGCACACAGCAUUUUUUAAAAACUACAGGAAUAGCAGCUGUUGGUGGUGUUUGGCUGACCUUGUCUUCUGGCUUUCAAGUGGUUUCUUAAAGCUUGUUAAUGCUCAGUCUGGCUAAAUAACCUUUAUGUGAUGUAUUCUUUCAGCCUACCAACCGCACAUGCUACAAUCUAUGUUCACCUUAAUAUUAAGAUGGAUUUUCUACAUGUUGUACAACAGAGUGCUUCAGAAAAUUGCCAGAUAGCAACUGUGUCCUUCUUACUUUCCCAAAGUUGACACGGUAGUUUUUUGUUUGCAAGGAGACAGGGAGGCAUGGGAGAAAAGGUUUCCACAGGUUGAUAGUCCAAUAGACUAGUCUGAUCAAUGCAAAGCCGAGAAUGUUUUAGUAUGUCUGCACUAUUGCCCCUAUUGCAGUUAAUAUUCUGAGUUCUCUCUGUCCUAUCCUGAUGUUGCUCUCCACAGGUUUCCUGUACAUGUAUGCUUCUCCUGAGCUUUUGAGCAGCACUUGCUCUGGCCAAUCUUUGUUUUUUAAAAUUAUCAAUAUGCACAGACAACUUUAUGAGUAAGGAAAAGCACUUUCAGAUAUAACCAGACCCUGUUCUUCCCACCACUAGCAAAAGUAAAUGUUUUGCUGCAUGAUUGUACAAUCAACUUACUUUACAAAACAACCUUGAAGCAGCAAUUAAAGGCAGAGUUUUGGGAUGAUUAGCUUGUGGAAGGGUCAGUACCUCAUUAAUUAUACUUUGACAUAAAGGAACCAAGAAGUGGAAGACUAAACAGUGACAGGACAAGCCUGGGGUAUAGUCAGGGACAGUGUAAGAAUUGAUGCAGACAUAUCUUUAAAAGCACAUUAGCAGUAAUUUAGUUGGCUUAUCUAAUUCAAGUACUAUUGAACUGCAAGAUAGGGAUAACAGAAAUCCCACUCACAAUAGUCUGCCCUUAGUGCCAUUGUCCUAAGUCAUGGAGGCAGAGCCUAUUCAGUGGGGUGCAGGGGGUUUAAUGGACUUGAGAAACCUGCCCUGGCUAUAAAGUUUUAUGCUUCUUCUGUGGCCCAGAUCAACAUCGUUUGUUAUGUUGCCCUUAGAGAGAGAGGUGGAAAGUAGUUUGCUGGUUUGAAGAUGGAUGAUGUUAAUCAAAGUUUAUUUAUCAUGUUAUAAAAUAUUAAGCAACAGUGUGGUGUUGGGUAGCGUGCUUUAAAGGAAACAGUCUGACGUGAAAACACUAUAUAUCAAACAAUGUGUUUUGCAGUAUGGGGUAUGGAAGGAGGCAAGAUUCAGGUACAGUCCCCUCUUCAUUACUCUCAGAAUUGACUCAAAAGUUACAUAGGGCUAGAGCAAUCUUCUAGGUAGAAGGGGGUUGGGGUUGGAUUCCUACGUAGAGGGCGAAGGGAAGAUUUCAUGUUUUCCGUUUGACAUCUUCAUUGAUAAGCUGCAAAGUGCUAAAGAUUUCUUCUCUACUAUAAUGGCCAUUCAAUAUAAGUUAACUGUGUUUUUUAUUUAUUAGUGUCUGUUUUUGGAAAUAAA
This is a messenger RNA of Elgaria multicarinata webbii, 5016 nucleotides long. RefSeq names its product FERM, ARH/RhoGEF and pleckstrin domain protein 2 (gene FARP2). NCBI's taxonomy places the organism in Eukaryota, Metazoa, Chordata, Lepidosauria, Squamata, Anguidae. Gene Ontology annotation, cellular component: cytoskeleton. Gene Ontology annotation, molecular function: guanyl-nucleotide exchange factor activity. Bases 112 to 3258 code for a protein of 1048 amino acids. The transcript is spliced from 27 exons. The record is from RefSeq and is a predicted model, not a curated record.